CACUUCAGGGAACACCUUGACAAACUUUUUGCCAAAGGGAUUGGAAUGCUGGACAUUGCCUUAGUUGAAGCUUUCAAUAUGCUCAGUGAUUUCAAUCACACAGGACAAGGAAGUAUUUGCAGUCAAGCCAUAAUGCUGAUUACUGAUGGUGCUGUGGAUACAUAUGAUGCAAUCUUUGAAAAAUAUAAUUGGCCGGAUAGGAAGGUUCGCAUUUUCACCUACCUGAUAGGAAGAGAAGCUGCCUUUGCAGAUAACCUCAAAUGGAUGGCUUGUGCCAACAAAGGGUUUUUCACUCAGAUCUCUACUCUAGCUGAUGUGCAGGAAAAUGUUAUGGAAUAUCUCCACGUGCUCAGUCGACCUAAAGUGAUUGAUCAAGAACAUGACGUGGUAUGGACUGAAGCCUAUGUCGACAGUACUCUUCCUCAGGCUCAAAAGCUUGCUGACGAUCAGGGAUUGGUUUUGAUGACCACUGUGGCCAUGCCAGUAUUUAGUAAGCAAAAUGAGACUAGAUCAAAAGGCAUUCUCCUGGGAGUUGUGGGCACAGAUGUUCCAGUGAAAGAACUUCUAAAGGCAAUUCCAAAAUACAAGCUAGGUAUUCACGGAUAUGCAUUUGCAAUUACAAAUAACGGAUAUAUUCUGACUCAUCCUGAACUCAGGCCUCUGUAUGAAGAAGGGAAAAAGCGAAGAAAGCCCAACUACAGCAGCGUUGACCUCUCUGAGGUUGAAUGGGAAGACAGAGAUGAUGUGCUUCGAAAUGCAAUGGUGAAUCGGAAAACAGGAAAAUUCUCCAUGGAAGUGAAGAAAACAGUGGAUAAAGGGAAGCGAGUGUUGGUGAUGACAAAUGACUACUAUUAUACAGAUAUCAAGGGGACCCCUUUCAGUUUAGGUGUGGCUCUGUCUAGAGGACAUGGCAAAUAUUUUUUCAGAGGGAACGUGACAAUAGAAGAAGGAUUACAUGAUUUAGAACAGCCUGAUGUCUCUUUGGCAGACGAAUGGUCAUAUUGCAACACAGACUUGCAUCCGGAACACCGCCAAAUGACUCAACUGAAGGCAAUUAAAAACUAUCUCACAGGGAAAGAGCCUUUGCUUCUCUGUGACAAAGAAUUGAUACAGGAAGUCUUAUUUGAUGCAGUGGUGAGUGCCCCAAUUGAAGCUUAUUGGACCAGCCUUGCACUAAAUAAAUCAGAAAAUUCAGACAAGGGAGUAGAAGUUGCCUUCCUUGGAACUCGGACAGGCCUUUCUCGGGUCAAUCUUUUUGUUGGGCCAGAACAACUAACUAAUCAAGACUUCUUGACAGCUGAAGACAAGGAGAAUAUUUUUAAUGCGGAUCAUUUCCCACUUUGGUAUCGAAGAGCUGCUGAACAGAUUCCAGGAAGCUUUGUCUACUCCAUUCCAUUCAGCACAGAAACAGCCAACAAGAGCAAUGUGGUGACAGCAAGUACUGCCAUACAGCUGCUGGAUGACCGAAAGUCACCUGUAGUAGCAGCUGUAGGUAUCCAGAUGAAACUGGAGUUUUUCCAAAGGAAAUUUUGGACUGCCAGUAGGCAGUGUACUUCUCUUGACGGUCGAUGUUCUAUAAGCUGUGAUGAUGAGAAUAUUAAUUGUUACCUCAUUGAUAAUAAUGGAUUUAUAUUAGUUUCAGAAGACUAUACGCAGACUGGAAACUUCUUUGGUGAGAUUGAAGGUGCAGUGAUGAACAAAUUGCUAAUAAUGGACUCAUUUAAAAGAAUUACUCUUUAUGACUACCAAGCCAUGUGUAGAACAACCAAAGAAAGUAGUGAUAGUGCCCAUACCUUAUUGGAUCCUUACAAAGCUUUCUUUGCUGCAGUCAAAUGGAUUGUGACUGAACUUGUCUUGUUUCUGGUGGAAUUUAAUCUAUGCAAUUGGUGGCAUUCAGAUCUUAUAGCAAAGGCUCAGCGAUUGAAGCAAACCCUAGAGCCAUGUGACACUGAAUAUCCAGCUUUUGUUUCUGAACGCACAAUCAAGGAGACCACAGGAAAUAUUUAUUGCGAUAACUGCUUCAAUCAGGGAGGAGCCAGGCUGAAUCUCUUCCUAGCAUCAUCUCUUUUUCCAAGGCUUAAGGAAUGCUUUUGCCCUUCGAAGCCAUCUCCACGGGUCUCUACAAAUGUAUCCUGACUGGGAGGGCUUUCAGUGAGUCCCCACUUUGGAAUGUGAAGUGGAUGGGGGUCCAAAAGCAGA
Molecule: messenger RNA, 2199 nt
Organism: Python bivittatus (Burmese python)
Lineage: Eukaryota; Metazoa; Chordata; Lepidosauria; Squamata; Pythonidae
Source: RefSeq, a predicted model, not a curated record